AUGACGGGAUCAGCUACGCAACGGUUACUCCUGAUCUCUGGAACCCUACAAACGCCUGUGAAUCACCAAAACCCUCCCACGUUCCUUCCAGAAUCCGGAACUUCUGGUUCCAGUUGCAAACAUACUCCUCAUAAUACCCUCAUGGUACCAGGUUCCGUUGAGUUCGAUGAAGCUGUGCUGCAGUCUAUAUCACAUUAUGCUGAGAGCCAUACCUCUCCCGACUUCAUUAAAGUUUUUCGUGACACCUUGAUCCUCUUGCGGAAGCUUUUCCAGUCCACCGACCCUUCAGCCCAGCAGUUCGUUGUUUCUGGAAGCGGGACUCUCGGUUGGGAUAUGAUCUCUGCCAGCCUCGUGGAGAAGGGUGAUAAUUCCCUUGUGCUCAACACCGGCUAUUUUGGCGAUUCGUUCGGCGAUUGUCUCGAGGUAUACGGCGCUCAGGUGACCCACAUACGCGCACAAGUCGGCGAACGACCAUCUCUGCAAGAUAUUGAGAAGGCCCUAAGCCAGAAAUUCUAUAAGCUGAUCACAAUCACCCACGUCGAUACCUCGACCGGUGUUCUCAGUGAUAUCAAGAAUGUGACCAAGCUAGUGCGGCGAGUUAGUCCAGCGACCUUGAUUGUUGUGGACGGAGUGUGUAGUGUUGGUUCGGAGGAGAUUGCUUUUGAUCAAUGGGGACUGGACGCCGUGGUCGCAGCCGGCCAAAAAGCUAUUGGCUGUCCUUCCGGCCUCAGUAUCCUAAUGAUGUCUAGCCGUGCUAUUCAGCAAGUGCAGUCGCGCAAGACUCCACCAGGUUCAUAUUACGCCUCGAUCGCGAAAUGGUACCCUGUCAUGCAAAAAUAUGAGAACAACGAACCUGCCUACUUUACCACACCACCAACUCAACUCAUCCGCGCUCUACACGCUAGUCUAAGCCAGAUCACAGCUCGACCUAUUGCUGAGCGCAUUGCCAUUCACGCGCAGGCUUCUGACAAGAUUAAGGCUGCUGUCACUCGGCUUGGUCUAAAACAGGUUGCUACCCGCCCCGAGUGCCAGGCUCACGGGCUGACUGCAAUGUACUUACCUCCUGGUUUGACCCCGCCUGACGUGCUCCCUAGCAUCCUUAGGCGCGGGGUGGUAUUUGCGGCUGGCUUGCAUAAGGAAAUCGCCAAUCAGUACAUUCGAUUUGGUCAUAUGGGUGUCAGUAUUAUGGACACAGAUCGCGGCGAUAUUGAGAAGGCUUUGGCAGCUCUGAGGGACGCUUUGACUGAGGCGAGACAGAUCAAAGGGAUGUAG
Molecule: messenger RNA, 1272 nt
Organism: Penicillium psychrosexuale
Lineage: Eukaryota; Fungi; Ascomycota; Eurotiomycetes; Eurotiales; Aspergillaceae
Product: pyridoxal-phosphate-dependent aminotransferase family protein
Exons: 2
Coding region: 1-1272 (423 amino acids)
Cellular component (GO): peroxisome
Molecular function (GO): L-alanine:glyoxylate transaminase activity; L-serine:pyruvate transaminase activity
Source: RefSeq, a predicted model, not a curated record